UUUGGGCCACGAGGCCCACAUAGAAGGCUUAACCGACCGUGUUCUACCAUGUCAUUGUACGUACAUAAAACAACAGGUAAUUAAUCGUGUGUUCGAAUUGCAUUGCAACGGAGUUGUGCAAAGCGCAAAGUGUCAAUAGAUUUACGGAAAGUGACUAUCGGGUGGUCGUGUUAUAUCCGUGAAAAGUGAGGAGAAGAAACUUGACGAGCUUUCACGCCGAACGCCAUCGAAUUUGUGAUCAUUUGUGAUUCUGGAUCUCUGGAUCCUGUCUCCUGUCUCCACAGUGUAUCUCGCUCGCGUCUCCCGUAAGCACUCGGAAGAGAGGCUCGGUCAUUACUGCCAAUUACUGGUCGUUACCGUCGUUACGCACGAGAACGGCUGAUCUGAUAUUCACUGAUAUUGUCGUGGGCACGCACUAUGGGGUUCGAUGUGAACCGAUUUCAGGGCGAAGUUGACGAGGAACUUGUUUGCGCGAUUUGCUCCGGGGUCCUGGAGGAUCCAGUCCAGGUGAGCAAUAUGUUACAGGCACCCGUAUGCGAGCAUGCUUUUUGUCGUACAUGCAUUAAUGAAUGGAUAAACAGACAAGCCAUCUGUCCCUUGGACCGUACACCAAUUACUUCUGCACAACUCAGAGCAGCUCCAAGAAUACUUCGAAACUUGUUGGCACGUCUUUGUAUCAAUUGUGAUAAUGUUAUAUAUGGAUGUCAAGUAAUAGUCAAACUUGACACUCUGGCAUCACAUUUGGAACAAUGUGAAUAUAAUCCCAAGAGACCAAUGCUCUGCGAACAAGGAUGUAAUCUUAUUGUUCCCAAGAAUGAGCUGAAAGACCAUAAUUGUGUAAGGGAACUUAGGAACAUUAUUCAUGUCCAGGAACAGAAACUUGCAGACAUGAAACGUGAAAUGAGUGAACAGCAGCUACAAAUAACAGAAAACAAGAGGGAGAUACAUCUCAUGAAAGAUUUUAUUAGAGCACUAAGACUCUCGAAUCCUGGUUUAAGAGUCAUUGCAGACCGUAUGGAGAGAGAUGAAGUUGUAAGAUGGUCUGCUACUCUUCCUCGAGCAAGAGUAACCAGGUGGGGAGGAAUGAUUUCCACACCUGAUGAAGUGUUACAGACUAUGAUGAAAAGGACUUUGACGGAAUGUAACUGUCCACUCCAUGUAAUCGACGAACUGAUGGAAAAUUGCCAUGAAAGAAAAUGGCCCCCAGGGUUAAGUUCUCUCGAGACUAGACAAAAUUCUAGACGGCUGUAUGAAAAUUACGUUUGUAAACGAGUGCCCGGCAAGCAAGCAGUGUUAGUACUCUAUUGCGACAAUACCCACAUGCCAGAAGAUAUGAUGGUUCCACCUGGCUUAGUGAUGAUUUUCGCGCAUGGUAUUGAGUAA
Molecule: messenger RNA, 1383 nt
Organism: Dufourea novaeangliae
Lineage: Eukaryota; Metazoa; Arthropoda; Insecta; Hymenoptera; Halictidae
Gene: elgi
Product: E3 ubiquitin-protein ligase NRDP1
Exons: 3
Coding region: 418-1383 (321 amino acids)
Biological process (GO): positive regulation of JNK cascade; tumor necrosis factor-mediated signaling pathway; protein K63-linked ubiquitination
Cellular component (GO): plasma membrane signaling receptor complex
Molecular function (GO): ubiquitin protein ligase activity; metal ion binding
Source: RefSeq, a predicted model, not a curated record